AUGGUGGAGAGGCUUGACAGGAUAACGCAGUUUGCAAGUGAAAUUGCUCUGCCUGAGCCAGUUCCUCGUCCUGUGAAAGAACAAGAUGGAGUACGCGGUGAUUUUGAUUCCUCAAAUGGGAUUCCAUACAUUGACUGGACAGAAUAUGCUGUACCUGUCAACAGUAUAUCAGGUCUCAUUUCUUCAUCAAGUGUUCCAUACAACUCAUGUCCUAAAUUACAGCGCUGCAUAAUUGUUAAUGAUAUAUUUAUGCAAUUUGUAAACCAGAAAAGGAGCAACCAAAACUCUAUCAACAGAGGAAAGCAAGAGAUGGGGUCCAAACGAGACCCAGAAACUGGUGAAUGGCCUACUGCUAUGCAAGUUUGGAAGGCUACAUAUCAAAAGGCUGAUAGGACAUGGUCCAUUCCAACGGGUGAAGAAAUAAUGACCAAACUACAUGAAGCUGCUGGGAUACAUCAAGAAAAGAUUUCUUCUGCUCCCGUGCCAAUAGUGGAGCACUUCGCACUAGUUCUUGGUCGAAAGCCAAACCAUUCACGUGGUGUUGGCAUUCGUGCUGUAAACCAAGUGGCUGAGGAAAGAAUCAGAUUGCAUGUGCAAAUUGAGGCUUCAGAACAGCGUGAAGCUGCAGCUCGAGCACGUGCAGACGCUGCUGAGCAACGUGCUGAGGCUGCUGAGCAACGAGCACAAGCUUUGGAAGGCCAAGUUUCCACGGUGGUCGAAACAAAUGCACAACUGCAAGAAGAGCAGCAAUCCCAACAUGAUGAGAUGAGUUCUUUGCGUCAAGCACAGAGUGGAGAAGUUGCUUGCCUAGUGAGAGAACAACUCGAUCAUCAAAUGGCUGCAUUAAUUGCACGCAUUGGUGCCUCACAGCCUCCAGCAUCUUAG
Miscanthus lutarioriparius is the source of this 885-nucleotide messenger RNA. NCBI's taxonomy places the organism in Eukaryota, Viridiplantae, Streptophyta, Magnoliopsida, Poales, Poaceae. The record is from the annotation of a GenBank genome assembly.